UAUCUGCUUGUUCAAAGUUCCUUUCUUUCUCUAAAAUGGCAACACUAGAAGAGUCAUCAAACCUUGAACUUAUUUGCCAACACCUCCUGGAAGAUCUCACCUCCACAGAAGCUUUUAUGUCUGGUAUUGAUUUGGGUCUCUCCAAUAUCCAAUCCAUCCAACCUGAAAACCCAAUACAUAUACAAAAACUGGACUUUACCUCUCCCAUAUCCAACCCAGGUUUCUGUAUCCCUGAAAUAUACAAUCAGGGAACAAAACCUGAACUCCCAGACUUAACGUCCCCAGUGUUGGCUUCCGGACCUAGAAGAUCUGAUCUGCCUGUACAGCUUGACGGCCAGGUGCUGAAUUGUGGAGGGAGAAAGCACUACAGAGGGGUUCGGAGAAGGCCAUGGGGUAAGUUUGCUGCAGAGAUACGGGACCCAACCCGGAAGGGGAGCAGGGUCUGGCUGGGUACUUUUGAUCGUGCUGUGGAUGCUGCAAAGGCUUAUGAUUGCGCUGCAUUUAAGUUGAGGGGCCGUAAGGCCAUAUUGAAUUUUCCACAAGAGGCAGGAGAGUAUGCCCCACCGGAAAACACUGGCCGGAAAAGAAGAAGAUUGAAGGCUGCCAGGUUGCUGGAAUCAGACGCCACAUCGCCAGGUAGUUGUGGGCAGGUCUGGCAGGUGAAAGGAGAGGAUGCAAUCCUCGAUGAGAAUCAACUGUCUAUGUAGGUGGUAACACAAUUAUGUUCCAAAUGGCCCAUAAUCAAUACUAGAUGUCCCAACGCCAAAAAAUACCCAUCAAGAUAUUUACUGUUUUUAACAUGAGACUUUUAAAAUUAAAAGUUCCAUGUUCAAAUAUUAGAAUGAUAAUCCCAAGAAAUGUAAAAUACCAUGUUCAAAUAUUAAAAUGAUAGUCCAAAAAAAUGUAAAAUACCAUG
Molecule: messenger RNA, 916 nt
Organism: Rubroshorea leprosula
Lineage: Eukaryota; Viridiplantae; Streptophyta; Magnoliopsida; Malvales; Dipterocarpaceae
Source: the annotation of a GenBank genome assembly